Molecule: messenger RNA, 627 nt
Organism: Impatiens glandulifera
Lineage: Eukaryota; Viridiplantae; Streptophyta; Magnoliopsida; Ericales; Balsaminaceae
Product: expansin-B15-like
Exons: 5
Coding region: 1-627 (208 amino acids)
Biological process (GO): sexual reproduction
Cellular component (GO): extracellular region
Source: RefSeq, a predicted model, not a curated record
AUGUUUAGUGUAUCUGCAUCACCUACUAUAGCCACAUGGUAUGGACCUGCCAAUGGUGCUGGUACUGAUGGCGGAGCAUGUGGAUAUGGUAAUUCUGUCGAGUCAAAUUAUGGAAAAUUUGUAACCGCAGUCGGUAAUGGAUUAUUUAAAGGUGGCCAAGAAUGUGGUGCUUGUUAUCAGGUGCAAUGUUCGUCACACCCAGCAUGUUCAAAAAAACCGAUAAAGGUAGUUGUUUCCGAUCAAUGUCCAGAAUGUAAUCCUGAUCAAUUUGAUCUGAGUGGCACCGCAUUUGGUGCCUUAGCAUCUAAUGGGAAGGCUGCUGAACUCCGUAUUGCUGGGAAGAUCCAGAUAAAUUAUCAACGGGUUCUGUGUCAAUAUGGGCAAAAAAUAAAAUUUGUAGUCGAUAAAGGUUCGAACCCAAAUUACAUAGCCGUAAAUAUAGAGGAAGAAGGUGGAGAUGGCGACCUCAGUAAAAUAUUCGGGGCUACAUGGGGUAUCAACUCCUUGGUACCGGGUCCUUUAUCUAUUCGUCUCACCACAAGCAGUGGACGAUCUGUCAUAGCUAAUAACGUUAUACCAGUUGGUUGGCACCCUGGUGCAACUUAUUCUUCCUCCGUUCAAUUUUAA